Messenger RNA from Scomber japonicus (chub mackerel), 1176 nucleotides. RefSeq names its product wingless-type MMTV integration site family, member 5b (gene wnt5b). Gene Ontology annotation, cellular component: extracellular region. The transcript has 6 exons. Gene Ontology annotation, molecular function: cytokine activity; frizzled binding. The record is from RefSeq and is a predicted model, not a curated record. Gene Ontology annotation, biological process: canonical Wnt signaling pathway; neuron differentiation; multicellular organism development. Bases 1 to 1176 code for a protein of 391 amino acids. Lineage: Eukaryota; Metazoa; Chordata; Actinopteri; Scombriformes; Scombridae.
AUGUCUCAACAGCAGAGCAUUUUGCCCAAAACCGGCUGUGUGGCGGUGACGCGGCGGACCAUGGACAACAGGUCUGUCCGGAGAAGGCGAACCGGUGCCGUCCGACAUCUGCUGCUUGCAGCCGCCUUCCUAGCCUGCAGCUCUCAACUGCUGGUGGUGGAUGCCAACUCAUGGUGGUCACUAGCUCUCACCCCAAUCCAACGGCCAGAGAUGUACAUCAUUGGAGCUCAGCCUCUCUGCAGUCAGCUGUCUGGUCUCUCUCAGGGACAGAGGAAGCUGUGCCAACUGUACCAGGACCACAUGAUUUACAUCGGAGAUGGAGCCAAGACCGGCAUCAAGGAGUGCCAAUACCAGUUCAGACAUAGGAGGUGGAACUGCAGCACCGUAGACAACACAUCAGUGUUUGGACGGGUCAUGCAGAUCGGCUCCAGGGAAACAGCCUUCACCUACGCCAUCAGUGCAGCCGGCGUGGUCAACGCCAUCAGCCGGGCAUGCCGUGAGGGCGAGCUCUCCACCUGUGGCUGUAGCCGAGCGGCAAGACCCCGCGACCUACCUCGCGACUGGCUGUGGGGCGGUUGCGGCGACAACGUGCACUACGGCUACCGCUUCGCCCGGGAGUUUGUGGACGCCAGGGAGAGGGAGAAGAAUUACCCCCGUGGUUCGUCCGAGCACUCCCGCACACUGAUGAACCUGCAGAAUAAUGAAGCAGGGAGACAGGCGGCCUACAAUCUUGCAAAUGUGGCCUGUAAGUGUCACGGAGUCUCAGGUUCCUGCAGUCUGAAGACCUGUUGGCUCCAGCUGGCUGACUUUAGACGUGUUGGAGAGUUUCUGAAGGAAAAGUACGACAGUGCUGCUGCCAUGCGCAUCGGACGAAAGGGCAAGCUGGAGCUGGUAGACAAGCGCUUCAACAACCCGACCCCGGAGGACCUGGCAUACAUUGACCCCAGUCCAGACUACUGCCUCCGCAACGAGACCACCGGUUCACUGGGAACGCAGGGCCGCCUCUGUAACAAAACCUCGGAGGGCAUGGACGGCUGCGAGCUCAUGUGCUGCGGCAGAGGAUAUGACCAGUUCAAGACCUACAAGCAUGAGCGCUGCCACUGCAAGUUCCACUGGUGCUGCUACGUCAAGUGCAAGCGCUGCACGACACUCGUGGACCAGUUUGUGUGUAAAUAG